Molecule: messenger RNA, 1646 nt
Organism: Cottoperca gobio
Lineage: Eukaryota; Metazoa; Chordata; Actinopteri; Perciformes; Bovichtidae
Product: protein LSM14 homolog B-B-like
Exons: 8
Coding region: 103-1200 (365 amino acids)
Molecular function (GO): mRNA binding
Source: RefSeq, a predicted model, not a curated record
UGCGGACACAGUUCAUUAGCUCGUGUCUGAUGUGCGUCGCAGUUUAAUGCUCUGUGGUUUAGCUGUUGCGUUUCAAUUUGAAAACAUAUUUUUGCUGCAAGCAUGAGUGCUGGAGGAGGGACCCCUUACAUUGGCAGUAAAAUAAGUUUGAUAUCCAAGGCGCAGAUUCGGUAUGAGGGAAUAUUGUCGUCUGUCGACACGGAUCGGUCCACGGUUUCGUUAGCCAAAGUUAAAUCCUAUGGGACAGAGGAUCGGCAUGCAGAUAGACCAGUGCCACCCAAAGAUGAAAUUUAUGAAUACAUAAUCUUCAGAGGAAGUGACAUCAAAGAUAUUACUGUGUCCGAGCCACCCAAACCUCACCAUGGACUGCCUCGUGACCCUGCUAUUGUACAGUCAUCCAUGGGAAGCUGUUCUGCUGCCUAUUACCCACGCUGGAGCUCAUACAGAGACAUUAUGCCCACCUACAACCAGCUGGCUGCUACUUCUCUACUCAACCAGCAGUACAAUGCAGCAUUGGGCCUAGUGCCAGGACUUCCCGGUAUCCCAGUCAGAAGAGCUCCCAUGGUCGAGCAGGCUGUCCAGACCGUGCCCUUGGCUGGGGCUGCCCAGAAAAAGGAGAAGACUGCAACCCAGCCACAGGGCAGACAGCCUGUUCGUCCAAGCCAGCGCUCUAGCCAGGUUCAGAAGGAGAAUUUACCCGCCAGUCGGGAACCAUCUCAGCCAAGUGCACCCAAGGUUCAAGGCGAAGGCACAGAGAACCAGAAACAAAGGCAAAAACAAGGCAGCCGCAGGUCCAGGAACCGAAGCAGAGGCCAACUUCUGGUGACAAACUCGAAGGCCACGACCUUGCAGUUUGAGUCAGAUUUUGAUUUUGAAACUGCAAAUGCUCAGUUUAAAGAUGAUCUCACAAAGGAGGUUGUUGUUGAAAAGGUGGAUUAUGGGGAGGCCCAGAAUAGCCAGGUUGUACAGGAGGAGGACACUCUUGGAGAGAAGUACUACGACAAAGCCAAAUGCUUCUUUGACAACAUUUCUUCAGACCUUAAGCCCAGGAGAACCACCUGGGCUGAGGAGAAAAAAAUGAACAUGGAAACAUUUGGAGUGCCCGGCCGAUUACUGAGAGGCAGAGGAUUCAGAGGACGCAGAGGGCAGAGCACCACUGAGCAGCGACCCCUCCCAAAAAUUGGUAGUGGGAGGGUGUGAAGGAUUUUCCUUUUUUGCUCGACUUUUUGUUAACAUUUUCUGUAAAUAUUGUAGUUUUCUACUUAUUUAAAAAGUACCUCCCGUUUUUCCCCAAUUCAAAGCUAAGAUUAUUGUUUUUGUCCAUCCCAAAUUUGCAUUCAGGGAAUUUUGUACUAUGAAGCUUUAUUAUGACAUGGGAGCAAUUUAUUUUAAUCAAGCAGCUGCAUGCUAGAAGCAAAUGUAUUAUUUGGCAGUUGGUCUGGUAAAAUGCAAUGUAGAAUUUGUCUUUUGAAAAGGCCACCAGGUAAAUCAUUUAGUUUUUAUUUUUGCCACAUUUAUUGAAUUCUGACCAAAUGUAACUCCAAAUUGCUUUUGGAGGACAGCUGUACUUUAUUUUUUCCCUACUUGUACAAUGAAAACUGUGGAGGACUUUGUAACAGUUGCUAUUAAAUAACAUAUGAUUAACA